AUGAAUAAUUUACAUCUUCAAUCGACCUCUCCGAAAAGUUUAAGAAAAAAGAAAAACAUUUCGACCUCUCCGAAAAGUUUAAGAAAAGCGAAAAAGAUUUCUUGCCUUUAAUAGAUCAUGCGAUAAAGUCUUAACCCAAAGACGUCACACGCUGGAUUGUCGGUUUCUUUGUAACGUAGGGUAAAAAGUAAUAGCCUGGUUAAGGGUUGAAGAUGUUGGUCCGUGUUGCCUUUCUGGUGACUAUAGCCGUGGCAUAUGCAACAGCGAUUGAAAAAUCAAGUUCACCUCUAUUCAAGGCAGCGAGCAAAAGUUACAAUGUCCCUGCGACAAAGCGUGACGAAGUCGGUGAUUUGGAAAAGAAGGAACAAGAAGCUGGAAAAGCUGUUCUAAGGCUUCUUGACGCUAAGAUAGGAACCAAAGUGAAAGAUGCUGCUAAAGAGGUCCAAGACUUCCUUGCCUCUGCUCUAGGCCACCACGCCGAUCAGAGGAUAAAGAAUUUCCGUGAGGACAAAGCAAAAGAAAUGUCUCUUCUCCAUCUUGGGGCCCAAAAAGUCGUGGCCGCCCAUAAGCCUGAGAAGGUCGCAGAUACCCCUAAGAAGAAAAAGGAUGGCUCAUUCCUUGUGCACUUUAAGAUCCCUUACCUCGUGACCCCCAUUAAGGACAAGAAGAAGCCGCACCACAAGAAGCAUCACCAUAAGCACCGUCAUCACAAGAAAGCGCAUCACUCAGAUCCCGCAGUCCCGCCUCCCAUAGAGCACAGGCCCCACCACAGACCCUUCCCUCCAGCUGUGCAUGCCCCCUACCACCCACCCCCGGCAUACAGCAACCCUACCUACCAGCCUCCAGCUAGCACCUACCCACCUCCCACCAGUACAGGCAUGGCCGCCGCCGGUAUGGCCCCUUGUCAAGGCAUGUGCACGGCUCCCUGCACGCCCUCCUGCACUAUGAACCCCGACUGCUGCUGCUGUCCGGACCCUAACGCUUCGCAACUACCUUAUCCGCUAGCGCUACCACCCACCCCACUCUUCCCCCCUCCCCCUCCCCCACCUCUUCUGCUUGGGCCAGGGGGGUGCAUGCCUGGGUGCCGCAGGCACUGCUUUAGCCACUGUCCCCCGCAGUGCUGUGAUAAGGAGAAGAGGAGCGAGGUCGCGAGGGUGAAGGAGGAUGGUACCUCAGGCCAGGCCAAGGAUGAGGACGCAUCUCCGCUCAGCGGGGAAGGAUCCACAGAUGAGAGCGAGUUCUAAACGUGAACACCUGUCAUAUAGCUCUAAUACUAUGCUUUAUCUUAUGCAGGGCUCCCUUGAGUGUUUUCUCUGAAGGAGCAAUGACAAUAGCGUAUGACGUUUAUGUCCUUUGAAUAUUUACGGGAUGUAAAUAACAAGCAGGAACACUGGAAACUCCCCAAUUUUCAGUUUAAUUAUAAUUUAAUGUAUUAAUGUUUUUUUUCUUGGAAGGCAACAUCUAAGUCGUAGGGAUAAAUGUUGUUUUUUCAUCUAAGAAAAUGAGCUUCACUUGUUAUUAGUUAUAUCAGGAUAAGUUUGCGAACUCUUAGCCUUUGAGGUGUUAAUGUCAGAGCUUGAUAGUAACAGGAACCAUCUCGACUGUAUAAGACACUGAAAUUUGUAAAUACUGCGAAUAAUUGUACAAAACGGAGGUAGUGAAAAUUGUAUAUCGGUAUGGAAUGUACAAUAAAAAUUGAUAAAUGUC
Molecule: messenger RNA, 1707 nt
Organism: Nematostella vectensis (starlet sea anemone)
Lineage: Eukaryota; Metazoa; Cnidaria; Anthozoa; Actiniaria; Edwardsiidae
Product: mothers against decapentaplegic homolog 5
Exons: 6
Coding region: 213-1244 (343 amino acids)
Source: RefSeq, a predicted model, not a curated record